CUAUCGCUUCUUGAAACGUGAGGUAGUAGUACGACUCAACGACGAGUCAGAUGUAAUUUUGUUUUCAAUAGUGUAGCUCAACGAUAAAUUAGAUGAACUUCUUUUUCGGAUAAAAUAAUUCGACAGCAAGGCUGAAUUUUUCUGAUGUAAAAUGGUUUUGUCGUGAAGUGUAUACUGACUUCAUUCACAUCAAUAAUCUCUGUAUUCUUUGUGUGAACAAUCAGUUGACAAGUUUCUGAAAAGAUGACAGAAAUCAAGGAUAAAAAAUUACUUUACAACACCGUACUAUCGCAGACAUUUUCACCCGAUGGAAAUUAUCUUCUAGCUGGGAAUAUUUAUGGGAAUGUGUCAACGUUUGAUCUGUCAAAGGUCUUAGGACCUAGCAAGAUAGAAGAGAAUGAUGUACAAGGGCCCAGUUAUUGUUUUACUGCUCACGCUGAUCAAGAAGUUGCGUGUAUGCUUUCCGUGGAGAAUUUUCUUGUGACGGGAACACGCGGCGAAAUAUCAGGAUGGGAUUGGAAGAUGGUGACUUCAAGCAAAGCUCCCAAAACUAAAGUUUCUUGGAACAUACAAAUUCCCGCCAAUAAAGACAGUUAUGACAAGCCAGAUGUAAAUUGCAUGGUGUAUUCGAAAGCAAAUCACGUGCUCUAUGCUGGUUGUGGAGAUAAUAAUAUAUACAUCAUAAGCUUGGAGGACGGAAAAAUACUAAGAACCAUGCAAGGACACACCGAUUAUAUCCACUCUCUUGCCACAAUAGAUAAUCAACUUGCAUCCUGCGGCGAGGAUGGCUCCGUGAGAAUGUGGGACCUACGCAAGAGGGAGAAUACUAAUAUACUGACGCCGCACUUGGUGGACAAGGUCGCUCGACCGCGCUUCGGAAAGUGGAUCGGCGCGGUUGAUUUUACAGAGGAUUGGCUGCUGUGCGGCGGCGGGCCCAGUCUGUCGUUGUGGCACGUGCGAACGAUGGAGGCGGCGACGAUCUUCGAUCUGGCCGAUCAGGGGAUCCAUGUCGCGGAAAUCUACGAGGACCGCGUGAUUGCCGGCGGCGUGGCCGGUCACGUUCAUCACAUGACGUAUCAGGGUGAAGUCCUGGCCAAAGUACCCACUUCCAGUCUUACAACGUACAGCAUAGUGCACCAAGAGUCGCCGCACAAGGUGUUGAGUAUGGCCGGAUCUUCGAACUACAUCGAUAUCAGCACGAACUUCAACUAUCGCGAAAUGUCGGUCAAGUUCGCGUGAUUUUUCGUACUUAUCCGUGCUAAUGAUCGCGUACGCAAUAUCGGACGAUUGUAAAAGUGUGGGAAUAUUGAUAUUCUCAAAGAAGAUCUUCAAUAAAUUGAGUCAGUGGAGUGGGUCUGAUUGCUAGAGAAAAACAAUGUGAUUCUUUAAUAAAUAUAUUAAUUAAUAAAGUAUACAUAUUUUCUUUC
Messenger RNA from Ooceraea biroi (clonal raider ant), 1427 nucleotides. It is a transcript of the gene thoc6, whose product is annotated as THO complex subunit 6. The record is from RefSeq and is a predicted model, not a curated record. Gene Ontology annotation, biological process: mRNA export from nucleus. Gene Ontology annotation, molecular function: protein binding. NCBI's taxonomy places the organism in Eukaryota, Metazoa, Arthropoda, Insecta, Hymenoptera, Formicidae. Gene Ontology annotation, cellular component: THO complex; transcription export complex.